Andrographis paniculata is the source of this 7313-nucleotide messenger RNA. Its product is annotated as DExH-box ATP-dependent RNA helicase DExH12-like. NCBI's taxonomy places the organism in Eukaryota, Viridiplantae, Streptophyta, Magnoliopsida, Lamiales, Acanthaceae. The record is from RefSeq and is a predicted model, not a curated record. Gene Ontology annotation, cellular component: nucleus. Gene Ontology annotation, molecular function: ATP hydrolysis activity; nucleic acid binding; ATP binding.
GCUAAUAAUUAAAUUAAGACAACAAAUCGACACAGGGGCACUGAAUCAUUCAUAGACAACCCUAUCCCGCCGUCGCCGCGCCCAGCCCAGCUUCCUCUUUUCUCUUCCGUGCUUUCUACAGCGCCGCCGUCGUGCUUCGCUUCUGUUGCGCCGCUGCCACGCCCACCUCCACUGUGCCGCCUCCGUACCCGGCCUUCGCUCCGAGUUUGCUCGCCCAACUCGUCGCUUCUGACUCGCCCCUCCCAUCUCUGUUUCUUCAGAGUUUAUCUGGCGAAUCCCCUGUUAGGCCGCUUGAAUCCAGAGAGCGAGGAGGUUGAAGAAGUUGAGAAUAAUCAAGCAAGCAGCACUCACUCAAUCAGACACGGAGAUGGCUCACCCCGGGGGUGGUGCUGAGGCCCACGCUAGGUUCAAGCAAUACGAGUACAGAGCUAAUUCGAGCCUUGUACUCACCACUGAUUCUCGCCCUCGCGACACACAUGAGCCUACUGGAGAACCUGAGUCGCUGUGGGGAAAGAUUGACCCCAAAAGCUUUGGUGACCGAGCUUAUAGGGAUAAACCUCCGGAGUUGGAGGAGAAACUUAAAAAAUCAAAAAAGAAGAAGGACCGAGAGCCCCUUUUUGAUGCUGCACCUCCUAAGAGCAAGAAGAGGCGUCUUCAGGAGGAGAGUGUCCUCACUUCCUCCGAGGAAGGUGUUUACCAGCCAAAGACUAAAGAGACAAGGGCUGCUUAUGAAGCCAUGCUUAGUGUUAUUCAGCAACAGUUGGGUGGGCAGCCUCUGAAUAUUGUGAGCGGAGCUGCUGAUGAGAUUUUGGCAGUCCUGAAGAAUGAGAAUUUAAAAAAUCCUGAUAAGAAAAAGGAGAUUGAGAAGCUGCUGAACCCCAUCCCGAGCAAUACAUUUGAUCAACUCGUGUCCAUUGGGAGGCUUAUUACCGAUUACCAUGAUAGUGCCGAUGCUGGGGAUUCUGCUGUUAAUGGAGAUGAUGGUCUUGAUGAUGAUGUUGGUGUUGCUGUGGAGUUUGAGGAGAAUGAAGAAGAAGAAGAAGAAAGUGAUCUGGACAUGGUACCUGAGGAUGAAGAGGAUGAAGAUGAUGUGGCAGAAAUGGAUGGUUCUGGGGCUAUGCAGAUGGGUGGUGGAAUUGAUGAGGAUGAUGAGCAGGAAGCUAAUGAAGGAAUGGCCUUGAAUGUUCAGGAUAUUGAUGCAUACUGGCUACAAAGGAAGAUCUCACAAGCCUAUGACCAGAAAAUUGAUCCACAGCAGAGCCAGAAGCUUGCGGAAGAGGUUCUGAAAAUUCUUGCUGAGGGUGAUGACCGUGAAGUUGAAAAUAAGUUGCUGAUGCAUCUGGAGUUUGAUCAGUUUAAACUUAUCAAAUUCCUAUUACGGAACCGGUUGAAAAUAGUAUUUUGUACUCGUCUGGCGAGGGCUGAAGAUCAAGAGAAGAGGAAGGAGAUUGAAGAGGAAAUGAUGCAAUUGGGGCCUGACCAUGCUGCCAUCCUGGAGCAGCUACAUGCCACUCGAGCGACUGCAAAAGAGAGGCAGAAGAACAUGGAGAAGAGCAUUAGGGAGGAGGCUAGGCGGCUGAAAGAUGAAACUGGUGGGGAUGAUGACCGUGAACGCCGUGGUUUAGUUGAUAGAGAUGCUGAUGGUGGUUGGUUAAAGGGGCAGCGGCAACUUCUGGACCUGGAGAGCCUUUCGUUUCAAAAAGGUGGGUUGUUGAUGGCAAAAAAAUGUGAGCUACCGGUUGGUUCUUAUAGAAACCACAGGAAGGGUUAUGAAGAAGUUCACGUUCCAGCAUUGAAGCCAACGGUAUUAGCUGCUGAUGAGAAACUUGUUAAGAUUUCUGACUUGCCAGAGUGGGCCCAACCAGCUUUCAAAGGAAUGAGCCAGCUGAAUAGGGUCCAGAGCAAAGUUUAUGAGACUGCACUUUUCAGUGCCGAGAACAUCUUGUUGUGUGCGCCGACCGGUGCUGGGAAAACGAAUGUUGCAAUGCUUACUAUACUUAACCAGAUUGCGCUGAAUAUGAAUGAUGAUGGCACAAUUAAUCAUAAUAAUUACAAGAUUGUGUAUGUCGCACCAAUGAAGGCUCUGGUUGCCGAGGUGGUAGGAAACCUUUCUAAUCGUUUGGAACAAUAUGGUGUCAAAGUUAAGGAGUUGAGCGGUGAUCAAACAUUGACGCGACAACAGAUUGAGGAAACCCAGAUUAUUGUGACUACUCCCGAGAAGUGGGACAUUAUUACUAGAAAGUCAGGUGACCGCACGUACACACAGCUUGUGAAACUUCUCAUUAUUGAUGAAAUCCACCUGCUGCAUGACAAUAGAGGGCCUGUGCUGGAAAGCAUAAUUGCUAGAACUGUUCGGCAAAUUGAAACUACGGAAGAGCAUAUUCGGCUUGUUGGGCUCUCUGCCACACUUCCGAAUUACGAAGAUGUUGCGGUUUUCUUACGAGUUAAAUUACAGAAGGGGCUCUUUCAUUUUGACAAUAGUUACAGGCCAGUUCCUUUGGCCCAGCAGUAUAUUGGGAUUACUGUAAAGAAGCCAUUGCAGAGAUUUCAGUUGAUGAAUGAUGUAUGCUAUGAGAAGGUUAUUAGCGUUGCUGGAAAACAUCAAGUUUUGAUCUUUGUCCAUUCGAGAAAGGAGACUACCAAGACAGCUCGUGCAAUUCGUGAUACUGCCCUCGCUAACGAUACCCUGAGUAAGUUCUUGAAAGAGGAUAGUGCAAGUCGGGAAAUUCUUCAAUCUCACACAGAGCUCGUGAAAAGCAGCGACCUGAAGGAUCUACUACCUUAUGGUUUUGCAAUCCAUCAUGCAGGGAUGGUUAGAGCUGAUCGGCAAAUUGUUGAGGAGCUUUUUGCAGAUGGGCAUGUCCAAGUCUUGGUUUCUACUGCCACUCUUGCUUGGGGUGUCAAUUUGCCUGCACAUACUGUUAUCAUCAAGGGUACUCAAAUCUAUAAUCCUGAGAAAGGAGCAUGGACUGAAUUGAGUCCUCUAGAUGUCAUGCAGAUGCUUGGUCGUGCUGGUCGGCCUCAGUAUGAUACAUAUGGUGAAGGAAUAAUCAUAACUGGCCAUAGUGAAUUGCAGUAUUAUCUGUCCUUGAUGAAUCAGCAGCUUCCUAUUGAGAGCCAGUUUAUUUCUAAAUUGGCUGAUCAGUUGAAUGCUGAAAUUGUACUUGGAACUGUGCAGAAUGCUAGAGAAGCGUGUAAAUGGUUGCUGUAUACAUAUUUAUUUGUCCGGAUGAUGCGGAAUCCAAACCUAUAUGGUUUGUCACCUGAUGUUCUGAAAAGAGAUAAAACCUUGGAAGAAAGAAGAGCUGAUCUGAUUCAUUCAGCAGCUAUGAUUUUGGAUAAGAACAAUCUGGUGAAGUAUGACAGGAAAAGUGGAUAUUUCCAGGUCACUGACUUGGGUCGCAUUGCCAGCUAUUACUAUAUUACUCAUGGUACAAUAUCCACCUACAAUGAGCAUUUGAAGCCUACCAUGGGUGAUAUUGAGCUGUGUCGGCUGUUCUCACUCAGUGAAGAGUUCAAAUAUGUAACUGUGAGACAAGAUGAGAAGAUGGAACUAGCCAAGCUCUUAGACAGGGUCCCUAUACCAAUAAAAGAGAGUCUUGAGGAACCCAGUGCAAAAAUUAAUGUCUUACUUCAAGCUUAUAUUUCACAGUUAAAGCUCGAGGGCCUGUCGCUGACAUCUGACAUGGUUUUUAUUACUCAGAGUGCCGGACGACUCAUGAGAGCAUUGUUUGAGAUAGUUCUGAAAAGAGGAUGGGCCCAACUGGCUGAGAAGGCUCUUAAACUUUGCAAAAUGAUAGGCAAGAGGAUGUGGAGCGUGCAGACACCUCUUCGUCAAUUCCACGGCAUCCCAAAUGAAAUUCUGAUGAAGUUGGAAAAGAAAGACUUGGCUUGGGAAAGGUACUAUGAUCUCUCUUCUCAGGAGAUUGGAGAACUCAUUCGUUUUCCUAAGAUGGGAAGAACACUCCAUAAAUUUAUUCAUCAGUUCCCAAAGUUAAACCUGAAUGCACAUGUUCAACCAAUCACAAGAUCUGUUUUGAGGGUCGAAUUAACCAUCACCCCUGAUUUCCAGUGGGAUGACAAGGUCCAUGGAUAUGUUGAGCCUUUCUGGAUUAUUGUUGAGGACAAUGAUGGGGAACAUAUUCUUCAUCAUGAGUACUUCAUGUUAAAGAAGCAGUAUAUUGAUGAGGACCAUGCUCUGAAUUUCACUGUACCCAUAUAUGAACCACUUCCCCCACAAUACUUCAUUAAUGUGGUGUCUGAUAGAUGGCUAGGGUCGCAGACUGUUCUACCUGUUUCUUUCAGGCACCUCAUUUUACCUGAAAAAUAUCCUCCUCCCACGGAGUUACUGGAUUUGCAACCUCUUCCUGUCACGGCAUUACGAAACCCAGCAUAUGAAGCUCUUUAUCGACAAUUCAAGCAUUUCAAUCCUGUCCAGACGCAGGUUUUCACAAUCUUGUACAACUCAGAUGAUAAUGUCUUGGUUGCUGCGCCAACUGGUAGUGGCAAGACCAUAUGUGCUGAGUUUGCCAUUUUGAGGAAUCAUCAGAAAGGACCUGAUAGUGUCUUGCGUGCUGUCUAUAUAGCUCCUAUGGAAGCUCUUGCCAAGGAAAGAUACCAUGAUUGGCAGAAAAAAUUUGGAGAGGGACUUGGAUUGAGGGUGGUUGAAUUAACUGGAGAAACUGCUACUGAUUUGAAACUUCUUGAGAAAGUUCAUAUAAUAAUCAGCACUCCUGAGAAAUGGGAUGGUUUAUCUCGCAGAUGGAAACAGCGUAAAUAUGUUCAGCAGGUCAGUCUAUUCAUUAUUGAUGAGCUCCAUUUGAUUGGGGGUCAAGGUGGCCCUGUGUUGGAGAUCAUAGUCUCAAGAAUGCGCUACAUUGCUAGUCAGUUGGAGAACAAGAUACGUAUUGUGGCCCUUUCAACUUCUCUUGCCAAUGCCAAGGAUCUGGGAGAAUGGAUUGGGGCUUCAUCUCAUGGUCUUUUCAAUUUUCCUCCUGGUGUGAGGCCAGUGCCUUUGGAAAUUCACAUUCAGGGUAUAGACAUUGCUAACUUUGAAGCGAGAAUGCAGGCCAUGACGAAACCUACGUACACGGCAAUUGUGCAGCAUGCCAAAAAUGGAAAACCUGCAAUUGUGUUUGUUCCUACCAGGAAGCAUGCCCGUCUUACUGCAGUGGAUCUGAUGUCCUACUCAAGUGUGGACAGUGAACAGAAAUCGUUGUUCUUAUUGCAGUCCGAAGAGCAGCUGGAGCCUUUUAUUGCCAACAUCAAGGAACCUAUGUUGAAGCAGACACUUCAAUCCGGUGUCGGUUACCUGCACGAGGGGCUGUGCAGCACAGAUCAGGAUAUUGUGAAGACACUGUUUGAAACUGGCUGUAUUCAGGUGUGUGUGAUGAACAGUUCCAUGUGUUGGGGAGUUCCACUGUUGGCACAUUUGGUGGUGGUCAUGGGAACGCAGUACUAUGAUGGCAGGGAAAAUGCCCAUACGGAUUAUCCUGUCACUGAUUUACUGCAGAUGAUGGGUCAUGCUAGUCGACCUCUUGUAGACAACUCUGGGAAGUGCGUCAUCCUUUGCCAUGCACCGCGUAAGGAAUAUUACAAGAAAUUUCUCUAUGAAGCUUUUCCAGUUGAAAGCCAUCUGCACCAUUAUCUGCACGACAAUAUAAAUGCUGAGGUAGUUGUGGGGGUUAUUCAAAACAAGCAGGAUGCAGUAGACUACCUCACCUGGACGUUUAUGUAUAGAAGGUUGGCUCAGAAUCCAAACUAUUAUAAUCUUCAGGGUGUUAGUCACAGGCACCUAUCUGAUCAUCUUUCGGAGCUCGUGGAGAACACGCUUGGUGAUUUAGAAGCAAGUAAAUGUGUUGCCAUUGAGGAUGACUUUUUGUUGUCGCCUCUGAAUCUUGGCAUGAUUGCUUCUUACUAUUACAUCAGUUACACAACAAUCGAACGAUUCAGCUCUUCUCUGGCUUCUAAAAUGAAGUUGAAGGGUCUUUUGGAAGUAUUGGCUUCGGCUUCAGAGUAUGAACAGCUUCCAAUCAGACCUGGUGAAGAAGAGUUGAUAAGGAGGUUAAUCAACCACCAGCGCUUCUCCUUCGAAAAUCCGAAAUACACAGAUCCGAAUGUCAAGGCAAAUGCUUUAUUGCAAGCUCACUUCUCUAGGCAAGUGAUUGGCGGAAAUCUGGCGGCCGAUCAGCAAGAGGUGCUCAUAUAUGCGAGCAGGCUGCUUCAGGCUAUGGUGGAUGUUAUUUCAAGCAAUGGCUGGCUGAGCCUGGCCCUCCUAGCCAUGGAAGUAAGUCAGAUGGUAACUCAGGGAAUGUGGGAGCGAGAUUCCAUGCUCCUCCAACUUCCUCAUUUUACCAAGGAAUUGGCGAAGAGGUGCCAGGAAAACCCCGGAAAGAGUGUUGAGACUGUAUUUGAUCUGGUGGAAAUGGAGGAUGAGGAAAGGCGAGAGCUCCUGCAAAUGCCAGAUUCACAGCUUAUGGAUAUUGCUCGGUUUUGUAAUCGAUUUCCAAACAUUGAUCUGACUUAUGAGGUGGUGGAUGUUGAAAAUAUUGCUGCUGGAGAGGAUAUUAGUGUGCAUGUCAGUCUUGAACGAGACCUCGAAGGAAGAACGGAGGUCGGACCUGUGGAUGCCCCUAGAUAUCCCAAAUCGAAAGAAGAGGGAUGGUGGUUGGUGGUUGGUGAUACGGAAACUAAUCAGCUGCUUGCUAUUAAAAGAGUAACUCUGCAAAGGAAAUCAAGGGCGAAACUGGACUUCAGUGCUCCAGCAGAAGCUGGGAAGAAGACGUAUACUCUAUACUUUAUGUGUGAUUCUUAUCUAGGCUGUGAUCAGGAGUAUAGCUUCACGGUGGAUGUCAAGGUGGCGAGGAAUGAAUAGAGAGCAGUUGAAUGGACGGAUUGAUCGGAUGCUGUGGCUUACUGACUUUUUGCAUAUAUCCUCAUUUCAUUCGGGGGAAGAAACCAGAAUUCUGAAGACAUGUCUACAGACAGCUAGUUCAAGAAUAGAAGACAAGGAAGUGGGCGUGGAAAGGAGGGUAGCUUGCUGUAGUGGAACUGGAACUGGAACUGAACCGAGAGAAGAAGCCAUGUAAUUGUUUGGAGCUGUUGUUGCUGAUUAUCAGAAUUGAGCGUCAAAUUUAUUAAUUCCAGACUCGUGACUAAAGAAUGAAUAUAUACCUUUUGAUCUAUAGACUAAGGAUGCUUGCUUCCUUAGUUACAUUUGAAUUUGAUCCCACCCUCUCUUCUCUUUGUUGCUAUUAUAUAAUACUACUACUUCUACGUUCUCAAUUUUAAAAUUUUAAAUUUAAUUAUUAUCA